Molecule: messenger RNA, 783 nt
Organism: Spea bombifrons (plains spadefoot toad)
Lineage: Eukaryota; Metazoa; Chordata; Amphibia; Anura; Pelobatidae
Product: olfactory receptor 6B1-like
Exons: 1
Coding region: 1-783 (260 amino acids)
Biological process (GO): G protein-coupled receptor signaling pathway
Cellular component (GO): membrane
Molecular function (GO): olfactory receptor activity; G protein-coupled receptor activity
Source: RefSeq, a predicted model, not a curated record
AUGUACUUCUUCCUUUGCCACCUGUCCUUCUCGGACUUGCUCUUCACCGUUGACAUCAUACCAAACAUGUUAUACGUGAUAUGGAAAAAUGGCGGAUCCAUUUCUUUCACUGCUUGCCUCACCCAGUUCCAUAUCUUCGGAGAAUCUACUUGCACCGAAUGUCUUCUUCUCGCGGUCAUGUCCUAUGAUCGAUAUCUGGCUAUUUGCAGACCAUUGCAUUACGCCUCGAUCAUGAAUGUCCGUCUUCAAUAUAAACUUGUGGCAUGGACUUGGGUUUUGGGAUUCAUAAUGACGCUCUGUGUCAUGAUUCAGAUGUAUAACCUACAGUUCUGCGGUAGUAAUAUCAUUGACCACUAUUUCUGCGACUUUGGACCUCUUCUGGACCAUUCAUGCUCAGACAUCUCUCUCGUUAGAAUGCAAGUCAACGUGUUUUCCUGUCUUUUAGUUGUGCCCCCAUUUUUCUUAAUUGUUGGAACAUAUUUUUAUAUUUUCCUUACCAUUCUGAAAAUGUCGUCCACAAAAGGCAGAGAGAAAGCCUUCUUCACCUGUAGCUCUCACCUUGCUGUUGUAUGCGCGUAUUAUGGGUCUUUGAGUGCCGUGUACCUGAGUUCAUCUAAAAGCCGUUGGUUCAACGCAAAUAAGUUUUUGUCUCUUCUGAACACUGUAGGCACUCCGUUGUUCAAUCCUAUAAUAUACAGCUUUAGAAAUGUGGACAUAAGGGCCGCUAUAUGGAAAGUAUUUUUCGCACAAAAACAGAAAGAUGUGUCCACCAAAGAACCUUAA